AAACACAAGAAAAAAUCUAAGACACUUUACCAAUUUCCAAUAUGAAUAUCAUACUGAAUGCAAAAUGAGGUCCCAAGAAUUCAUGGACUGUGGGAAAUUAACAUGCAUUCUGGAAAACUGCGGUUUGCCAACGCUCCAAUGCUAACGUCAGCAACAGGACAGUGCAAGAGCUUGCACAGAGCUCUGCUAGGAACAUCACUUUAACACUGAUUCGCUGAACGAUUUGACACGACGAUGCUUUGUUUGCUGAUGGUGUAGUUUGACACGACGAAAAGAAUUUGAUUGCUGUACCACGUAUCGCAACUCUCUUUCGAAUCAUUCUCAAAAAUUGGUUUAAGGUUCGACUGGAUAACUGAGCACUAAUGCAUCAGGAGCAUUACCCGUUUAACGCGUCUGCUUGACCCGAAUUUGACGGUCCGUCUCCAGUUAUUAGGAAAUUUCUCAUCGAAUACGUCAGUAGCUAUUAGAUUCAGCGCGUUCGGCUGCGCGAGUGUAAGCACCCAGAAUAAACCGCACGCACCUAACGACUUCUGCAAAACCUAACCCCAACGUAGGGCCCGAUCCUAACUAGCCAAACCAACGCUGCUUCCGGUCGGUCGUCUAUUUUUCAAUGUCCACGCGCACCAGCAAAAAAAAGAAAAGCGAAGUGAAUAAUUAAUGCAAGCUAUUGAUGAUAAACUGCUGAUUAAAAUAACAUAUUUAUGCCAUUCUCGCUCCCUGCUCUGCCAGGAUUGGAGAAGAAAGAAGACGUCCACCAGACCAGAGCGAGCUGUCACUUUGAUUCGUGCGCAUCGACGGUGAGACGCGAGAUCCACGCGGCCCGUUCUAGCGCUGGAUGGCACCAAAAGAUGCUAAUGAGUGCCAUCCGAGACUCGCUAGCCGGCCAGCCAAGGAUGUCCGAGGAAUCGCGCGUGGCCUCGAACGAUUGCAUGCAUGCGAGAUGAUGUUAAUGAACCGUUUGGGUCACUCGGCCCCAGGACGCAGCCAGGACGAGGGCGAAGGCGCGGGCCAAUGGACGGCAGGUCUAGUCUGGGACGCCCUCGCACACCGAGGCGGUGCCAGGCAAAAAAGGGACGUUCCCAAGGCACUAUAAAAAGCUUCGGCCGGGUCGGUCAAGGCAUCCAGACACAGCCUGCAAACCGCCUCGAGCAGUACGAUUCCGGCAUCCCGGGACCGCUCCUUAGUGUAAUUAGUGUGUAGAUAGGAAGUGGGCCGUUUUCACCAUCACCAUCAACCUGAAUGUAUCAGUAACCUUUCGCCAGGAUCGUACCUGUGUGCCUGCGUUCGUUUUACCGUGUGCGCGUCCUUGGAGCCAGUUGCUUGUCCACGGUCCUGCUGUGAUUAAGUGUUCUUUUGAGUGUCUCUGUGUGUAGUAAGAUAGUUCUAACAAAAAUUGCAAUGUCGUUCGGAAACGUUCUGCUGCUAACCGCACUGCUCGUGGGAUAUUCCUACUGGAGCUUAGCCCAACCAACGAACCUGAUCGAGAUCCGGUGCAAGAUGCAGCGCGACGAAGACAUCAGCACGUGUAAAUACGGCUUCUACAUGACCACCUGCAAAACGUUUGCCUGUUGGAAGGGCCCGAACGAACCGUGCGGCGGCGAGCUGAGCAACAACAUGCUGUACGGCAAGUGCAAGUCCGGGCUGCGGUGCUGCAACGGCCGGUGCACCGGCUGCCUGAACGGGGUGUGCAGCGACUCCUGCCACCCGUCCAAGCUGCACAGCUUCCAGCAUCGCUCCGAUCCGUACAUGGUGGAGGAGCGCCACCUGAGCCCGCUCUACCGGUUCUUCGACUACUACAGCAACGAGUAAGGCGGCUGCAGUCACACUCCGCCGAUCAACCCGAUCACCACAGUCACACAGUCACCCGCACUACCCCGAUACUUACGCCGAUCGAGCAAAAGAAGAAGAAGAAGAAGAAGAAGAAGAAGAAGAAGAAAAAAAGAUAAAUAAACGCUUCGCAACACAACGUGUCGCAAUGGUAGCCACUUCAAACGAUGCCAGUGAGCUUUGCCAUUCCGCGCAACGAUCUCCGCUCUCCUGUCCGCUGUCCGGAGAUCCUGGGAACAUUCCACCAUCCGCAGCCCCUCUAGACAGUUUGCUUCUACUUAGAUAAGAACACGUAUAGCCCUUCAAUAAAGCAGAAAAAAAAGUAAUGUAACAUCUA
Messenger RNA from Anopheles gambiae (African malaria mosquito), 2164 nucleotides. RefSeq lists its product as uncharacterized. The coding region runs from base 1399 to 1809 and encodes 136 amino acids. The transcript has 3 exons. NCBI's taxonomy places the organism in Eukaryota, Metazoa, Arthropoda, Insecta, Diptera, Culicidae. The record is from RefSeq and is a predicted model, not a curated record.